This is a messenger RNA of Engraulis encrasicolus (European anchovy), 1503 nucleotides long. RefSeq lists its product as uncharacterized. The coding region runs from base 4 to 1434 and encodes 476 amino acids. The transcript has 2 exons. NCBI's taxonomy places the organism in Eukaryota, Metazoa, Chordata, Actinopteri, Clupeiformes, Engraulidae. The record is from RefSeq and is a predicted model, not a curated record.
AACAUGCAAUUCAUGGCCAAUCGACUAUUCUACCACAAGGUAAUUCAAACUUCAAAGCUUACUGAUCUAAUUCUAUCAAUAACAUGUGCAAGUCCAACAAAAGAGUGCAUGUACAGAGAAUGUGAAAAAUGCAAAGAAAGGCAGCUUGCAACAUCUGCCUAUGAUUCAGCAGAGGGAACAGUUUGGUUUCAGUGGAAAAGUGUUGUGGAGGAGAGGGAGAAAAAAAAACAAGACGGAACAAAGGAGACAAUAAAAGUUCAUUUGACAACCAAGGAGAAGGUCCAUGGGACCCUGAAAACACUAUUGGAGGACUUCAGCACCACCCUGAAGGCGAAGAUGGGGAGGCAUGUCCACAACAUUUGCCAUCAACAUGCCUCCCUUACUGCUCUCAAGGAUAAGCGGAAUGGACAGAACAUUGUCCUUCAUAUAGAUUUCGCAGAGAACUAUGUGUGCAAAUAUGGAGAAGAGGUACAGUCCACAUUCUAUGGAGAUUCUCAUAAGCAGACGACCCUCCACACCGCUGUUGCACACACCGCGGAUGGUGUGGUGUCUCUGUGUACAUUGAGUGCAUGCAUGCGCCACGACCCGGCUGCCAUUUGGGCACAUCUGAAAAAGGUACUUGCAUACCUAAAAGAAAAGCACAUGGAGGCGACCACUUUACAUGUUAUCAGCGAUGGCCCUACGACCCAAUAUAGAUCAAAAAAGAACUUUUUCUUUUUAAGCCAGAUCCCUUAUGAGAUGGGAUUCAGUAGGGUCACAUGGAAUUUCCUGGAAGCAGGACAUGGAAAAGGCCCAGCAGAUGGAGUCGGUGCUGCAGUCAAACGACAGGCGGAUGCCAUCGUCGCAAAGGGAAUUGACCUGCCCAAUGCCAAAAUGGUCUAUGAGCAGUUGAUGAACCAGCCCUCGUCCAUCAAACUGAUGUACGUCAGUGAGGAAGAAGUCCAGGAGAUGGAUGGUGUCCUGCCUGAUCGCCUUGAGACCAUCAAAGGGACAAUGGCUAUACACCAGAUUGUAUCCACAGAACCAGGAGAGAUAGCUUGGCGAGUUCUAAGCUGUUUCUGCCAGGAGCCAAACACGUGCCAGUGUUACGGUCUAAAAAAAGUACAGAUGUCUUUGCCUUCAUCAGGCCCAAGUACAUCUGGCAGCCAGCCCAUCCCAAAUGUGCACACGGGCCUGGUUGGGAGAUGGUGCAUCGUCAAGUAUGAUGGGGAUCCGUAUCCUGGGAUUGUAAUAGACGUGGGCUCUGACAGCUGUUUGCUGGUUAAGACCAUGAGCCGUGUUGGCAUUAACAGGUUUUUCUGGCCAAUGCGCGAUGAUGUCAUCUGGUAUCGGCCAGAGGACCUAAUUAGGAUGGUUCCAGAGCCAGUGCCUGUAACAAAGAGGCACAUGAUGCUGGAACCUUCCAUUUGGAAGGAGAUUUUUAAUGAAAUGUAAACAUUUUAACAUUGUUUUUGUUCUUCUGUUCGUUACCAUUUCAGCUGAGAGAUUCAGAUCAGUUCAAAG